This is a messenger RNA of Cutaneotrichosporon oleaginosum, 1207 nucleotides long. RefSeq lists its product as uncharacterized. NCBI's taxonomy places the organism in Eukaryota, Fungi, Basidiomycota, Tremellomycetes, Trichosporonales, Trichosporonaceae. The record is from RefSeq and is a predicted model, not a curated record. Gene Ontology annotation, molecular function: oxidoreductase activity.
CACAACUACAAAACAACCAUCCUCCUGCACAAGACCUCCUGUCCUUCUGCAGGUGUCUCCUUGCUCUCGCUGCACUGCACACCACCAUGGACGCCUCAUUCUCCCUCCACAAGUCCGUCGCAGGGACAGACGCGCUCGACAUCAGCAAGCUGUAUGACGUCAGCGGGCGGGUCGCUGUCGUGACGGGCGGAGGAACAGGUCUCGGACUCGUCACCGCAACUGCAUUGGCUGAGAACGGCGUGCGGGUGUACAUCACCGGCCGGCGGUUGGAGCCUCUGGAGGCCGCGGCGGAGUUCAAGCCGCGCAAGGGCAACGGCUGCAUCAUUCCCAUCCAGGCGGACCUCGGCACUAAGGACGGCAUCAAGGCGCUCGUCGAGGCGGUCUCUCACUCCGAGAAGUUCGUCAACAUCCUUAUCAACAACCACGGCAUCUUCAGGGGCCGCGCCAAAAUCGGCAACCCAACGGCCCAGAGCGCGGAGGAGGUCGGGCGGGCGAUGUUCGACGAUGUAUCUUGGGAGGACUGGACGGAGGUGUGCUCGACGCACUGCGCGUCGCCGUACUUCACCACCGCUGCGUUCCUCCCUCUCCUGGCGGCCGCCAAGGACCACGGCUUCGCCGAGCCGGGUAACGUCAUCCAGAUCGCGUCGCUGUCGGGCAUCACGCGGACCAGCCAGCGCGGGCAGAUGCCCUACAACGUCUCCAAGGCCGGCACGAUCCAUCUCGCGCUCAUGCAGAGCACCGAGUUUGCGCGCCGCGGUCUUGGGAUUCGCGUGAAUGCCGUCAGCCCGGGAUACUUCCCGUCGGGGAUGAGCGUGUCCGACUUUGAGGAUAAGCAGGGCGAGGCGCAGCACUGGCGCGACGAGUACGGCAUCCCAUUCCAGCGCGUCGGCAGCGCCGUUGACUACGCGCAGUGCAUCAUCGGCCUGGUGGUGAACCAAUACAUUACGGGCACAAACGUUAUUAUCGACGGUGCAUGGCUUGCAGCGCAAGAGUUCUAGUACAGUAUGUCACUGGCAAAGCCAACCCGCAACCACCUCGAGUUAGUCGGUGGUUCGCAAUGUAACAGGUAGACAGUCUACUAUUUAGAAUCCGUGCCGCUUUCACAUCAUAGACAUAGACUGCCCAGCAUCAAACGGUUUUGGCAGUGGCGCAGCUUUCCGCGUUCCCGUGUGAAUUGUCCAAUCGGGCUGAGCCUGUUGAGAUGGAG